This is a messenger RNA of Lathyrus sativus (Indian pea), 372 nucleotides long. The record is from the annotation of a GenBank genome assembly. NCBI's taxonomy places the organism in Eukaryota, Viridiplantae, Streptophyta, Magnoliopsida, Fabales, Fabaceae.
AUGAAUAAAUGGAAAAACAUUAUAUUAUCAAAGGAGGAAGAAGAGGGGGUAAUGACAGUGGUGGAUGAGGUCAGUGGUAAAGAGAAUUUUCAACGAAUGUUAGCAGACAAGUUUUGGAUUGAUAAAAAUUUCAACGCUCGAGCUUUCACGAACACAAUGGUUAGAGCAUGGAAACUUAAGAACCCAUUGAAAACCCAGGAGCUGAGCAAAAUAUUUUCUUGUUUAGGUCCGCUGCCAAGAGAGAUUUGGAAUGUGUGCUGCGAAAUGGUCCUUAGAGCAUUGACAAGAACUUCUCCUAGAUCGUGUAUCAGGGGAAGAACAACCCUCAGAUCUGAACAUGCAUUUUGGAGUCUUCUAGGUAUGGAUCUAUGA